CUCCUGAUUGAAUGAAUCACAUGCACCCAACUCCUUGAUGAAAGGAACCGCGUGAGCGAGCGGAAUCAGAAUUCCAUUGUCGAUCGCACUCCACAGCAACACUUACGAAACCGUGCAUCAGUCAGUACUGACUCAGUCAGUCAGUCCACACACACAUACACAUACACACCCCUCCAACCGUCCCUUUGGGACCUCAUACACACCACACCACACGCAUGCCCUCACUCCCUCCCUCACUCAUUCGGUCAUCAGUUGGACAAUGCCGUGUUUCUUCUUGCCGGCCGACAGCUUGACCUGGCUGCCCCCGUUGAAGUCCCCCAGCACCAACACACGGUUCACGUCAUCCACCUUGGCGUCAUUCAGCCGCGCCCCGCCUCCCAGUAUCAGCCGGCGCGCGUCAGAUUUCGUCUUGGCAAAGUCCAGCUGCUGCAGCAGCUCCACCAGCCGCACGCCCUCCUGGCUGGCCAGCUGCCCCUCGCUCACAUGGAGCCGGGGCAGCGAGUCGGUGGACCCUUGGCCUUUGGUGUUGAAGACUGACGCGACGGCCUGGUGGAUGGCGGGGAGGGCCGCACGGCCGUGGAGCAGACCCGUGGCCUCGUCGGCCAGCACGAUCUUGGCCUGGUUGAUGUCGGCCCCUUGCAGCUGCGCCAGCUCGGCGAUCUGGUCCAUCGGCACCUCUGUGAAGAGCUUCAGAAACCUGCACACACGCACACCAACCAUGCCGUGAGGUGUCGUAUGUGUGAUGGAUAGAUAGGUCACUCACUGACCUGAUGGUGUCGGCAUCGUCAGUGUUUCUCCAGAACUGCCAGUAGUCGUAGGGCGACAGCUUGUCGGCCGUGAGCCACACGGCUCCCUCGGCCGUCUUGCCCAUCUUCUUGCCGUCCGAUGUCGUUAUCAGCGGCGCCGUCAGACCAAACACCUUCUCAGAACCCAUUCGAGCUGCAAUCCAAUCUCCACAUCUCUCUGUCUCUGUCUGUCUGUCUGUGUGUGAGAUGUGUGCAUACAAUACCGUUGAGUUCGACGCCCUGCACAAUGUUGCCCCACUGGUCGGACCCCCCCAUCUGCAGCCGCACGCCAUACCGACGGUGCAGUUCCAGAAAGUCAUACGCCUGCAGGAUCAUGUAGUUGAACUCCAGAAACGAUAAGGGCUGCUCACGGUCCAGCCGCGACUUGACCGACUCGCGCCGCAGCAUCGCAUUCACCGAGAAACAGGAGCCAAAGUCGCGCAGGAAACAGAGAUAGGAGAGGCCCGACAGCCAGUCGUCAUUGUUGACCAGCAUGGCGUCCGUGGGGCCGUCACCGAAUGAGAGGAACUUGCGAAAGAUGGCCGCAAUCGACUGGAUGUUGGAGUCGAUGGCCUCCUCUGAGAGCAUCGCCCUCGCCUCGUCCUUGCCCGACGGGUCGCCCACUUUGGUCGUCCCGCCGCCCAGAAGCACCACUGGCUUGUGGCCGCACUGCUGCAGGUGCCGCAAUAUCAUGAUCUGCACCAAAGACCCCACGUGCAGGCUGUCAGCCGUGGCAUCGAAGCCCAGAUACGCCGACACGGUCUCCUGGCUCAUCAGCUCAUCCAGGUGCUGCAGAUCUGUGCCCUGGUAGAUGAAUCCCCGCUCGUGCAGCGUCCGCAGGAACUUGGACCGGUAAGAGGUCUCGCCUUUGGCUUCAGCGACGGCCGGCGACUGGUCCACGGCCGUGUCUGCUGACAUCUGAGGGGCGGGUCGCCUCCAUCUCUGUCGGCACGCGGAGAGCGGCUGAUGUGACGACGGCCGAAGGACGAAGCCGAGGGCUGCAUGAAAACAGAUCAGCAGAACUGCGGAGAUCUUGACCAGCGGCGCUGAAUACGUAUCCAUCG
This is a messenger RNA of Vitrella brassicaformis, 1849 nucleotides long. Lineage: Eukaryota; Vitrellaceae. The record is from the annotation of a GenBank genome assembly.